Messenger RNA from Diabrotica balteata, 1953 nucleotides. Lineage: Eukaryota; Metazoa; Arthropoda; Insecta; Coleoptera; Chrysomelidae. The record is from the annotation of a GenBank genome assembly.
CCUACUAUCCCCCUAACACAGUUUUUGAGAACAUAAUGAAUCAAGGUUGUUGGAAAGUUGACGAAAAUGAUGAAGUUCGUCUGGCAAAAGAUAGACACCACAACUUUUCAAAAACACUGUACACCAAGCUUUAUUCGUCGAAAAAUACUGGUUCUAAAGGUUUGUGAACUUUAGUUUGAAAAUGUGGUCUCAAUCGAAAAGACAUAACCUCAAACCUGAACUAUGGGCGGAGAGGUAUGCUGAAAGAAAUACAGGCUCAAAAGCUAUAUACAUCGAUCUUGACGAUGAGGAAAGCGAUGAUGACGAAAACAAGGAAUAUUCCAUGUGGUCUGAACUGCCGGAUCUCCUUCUAGAAAAAAUAUUCGCUUACUUGGGUAUCAGGGAAAAAUAUUAUGCAAGUUUAGUAUGUAAAAGUUGGUACAGAGCCUUCCAUUUUCCUUAUGUUUGGAGUCGGUUCAUUUUAGAAGAUAAUACACUCACUAGAAGCAGGUUUAAUUACUACAGCGGAUGGCAGUACGUUUUGGAUCAUGUCAGGUGCCAAGCAUGCUUAGCGGGCUACGGAAAGCAUUUCAAACAUUUGACAAUAAGACCGAUGCUUAAUUUUUACAAUUUAUACGAAUUUAUGAACAUGAUUUCCUGGUAUGCAGAGCAAAGAGAACAAAAGGAAAAUGUGGAACUGGGUGUAGGUAGCAAUAUCAAGUUUUUUAAGUUUACUUUUCCUUGUAAUAUGACAGCUAGGGAUGAUACGGAGAGGAUUAGGUUAUUUGGAACUGGUGGUAAAUUACUCCAAGCCAUCAAACGAUUGAUGGGCAAUUUAAAAAAGCUGGAAAAUCUACAUUUAAUAGAUUUGAUGCUCGAUCCCAAAGAAGCUCAAUAUUUAUUAGACGAAGUUUGCGAGUCACAAUGUUUAACUCUAAAGACAUUAUUUUUGAUAAAUACGACAAAAGUUCAAUAUCAGUUACUUCACGUUGGUGUGUUUUUAAAUCUGAAGGAAUUACAUAUAAGCCCUCAAAACCUUGGAGAUGAUUUAGUAGAACUUCUUGGCCAUACCAAACUGAAACACUUACAUAUUGUUCAAAAUAGAUACACAUCAACCGAUAUUAAGAUUAUGCCUGUAUCUCCAGACAGUUGGAAAAAGUGCCGGAAAGAGAAUACAGGUCUUAGUGUACAUUUGCACCUAGAAAGUAUGAAAGAAAAACCCUUGAUUUGGCAACAGAGUGCUCCAGUUAGGUCGUUAAUUUACGAUUCUCCACAUAUUGGUAUACGUACAGAUACACUGAUUACCGCUAUAGACUUUUAUGGUAAAGAUUUAAGAAUUUAUGGCCACAAGAAUAUACCAAGGUUUCACAGAUCAAAAUCGUUUUCGGAAAGAAUGGAUCAAAAUUUAAUGAUGCUCAUUAGACAAUGCACAUAUCUUUCAACAUUGGUGGUGACAGAACGAAUCUCCACAACUACAGUCUUACUUCUCGCUUACUAUGGCAAAAAUCUCAAAUGGUUGUUUAUACGUGGCAACGCUGUGAUAAUCAAGACUGACUGGAAGCAGGGACCUGAUUGGACGGACGAGUUUUAUUCGUGGUUAAAAACAAACAGUCGAUCUUAUACUUUGGUGGAGAAGGAAGUUUCCCAAAUAUUAGGCUAUAAGUGGAAGUUUUUGACAGAUAAGGAAUUUAAAACGCUGGAAUUUAACGUCCAUGAUUACUGAGAAUUAAGCUGCUAAAAGUGAAAUUGUGCAAUUUAGUACCGAUCAAAGAACAAAAAACUUUGCGAUGAGAGGUAAACAAGUUUUCUUGUUAUAUACUUAUAAAGAAAGAGUUUGGUGUAAAUUGCGAAGAAUAUAUAAUAUCGUUUUAUCUUUUUUAACUUUUACUUCCAUCCAGUACAACGUUUCUAGUCACGGGAGAAGAAUAUUUAUUUUAUAUUUGCAGAUUGGUUUGAAUAAAUAUAGGAAAAACA